AUGGCGGAGGAUAUGAAAAAAGAGCUACAGUCUUUCUGGGAAGUUCCGGCAAUCGCUCAUUUCUGUUCUUUGUUCCGAGAAGUCUUCAAACUGAUCGAUUUCGAAAUUGAGAAGGGCAAUUUGAAUUUGCGCGUUGGUUCCCAUCGCCUGGACUCCGUAAUGACGAAUGAUGAUUGGGGCGGUGAUAGCGAUGAGGCGCAGGGUGACGGAUAUGAUAAUCGUGAUCGUAAUGAUGACUAUUACGGUCCAAACCCGUUGGGUGUCAAUGCAGAAAAGGCAUCGUUUCAUUCAUUGCCAUUGUACGCGAAAGUGAAGGUGCUGCAUCUGCUAUGCGAAUGGCGAUUGUCGAAGCCCGACGUCGAAAUUAUGACCAAAGACUUCUCAGGCGAAAGUUUGCGCAUAUUGCCCUUAGGACAGGACCACAAUGGCAUCACCUAUUGGUACUUCUAUGGAACGCGGCUUUACAGUGAAGACCCGGAAAUAAAAUUGAAGAUAUCCCUCUCUUCCCGGCACAAGCAAAAAAGUCAGCUGUCAGAUUCCUUGAACUGUGAGACGCUCGACGAGACGGUUACGAAGAAGACGAAGAAAAAGCGACGUCGAAAAAGAAGCAAAAAGGCAUACGAUUUUGGAAUGAAACGGCGUCGAGUCGCUACCUCGUCUCACCGGCAUACGGAAUCAGAGGAAGCGAAGAGCGACGAAGAAUGUGAAACCUCAAAUGUGUGUUCAAAGUUGCGGCCAGAGCUAGUGGUCAACACUAGUGGUUGUAGUACACCUCACAAUCUCACCGCAGACCCAGACGAUUCAUCUCUUUCAGAAAUGGUAAAAUGCAUUUAUCGCUCGCGGGACGACGAUGACAGCCUUAUGAGUUCUGAGGACAUGGAAGUAUCGUCUCGCGGUCGUAGCUUUGUCAAAAAAGAAGUUGACAGUCUCAGCGAAAAACAGCGAUCGUUCACCGAUUCGCCGAUCAGCGCUUCGUUCACUGAGGACCUACGUCCUUAUCGAACGAGGAACAGCCAGUUGAAGUUGAAGUCAGAAGUGUUGUCUGAACCGAAGAUGAGACCUCUCUCUGCGACCCCUUCUUCGACGACUGCCGCGGCCAGCGACCAAGAAUCGGCAGAUGACCGAAGUUGGGACCAGGAACUACUGCAACCGCCAACUAAAAGUCGAUGGCACUUGCGCUGUUCAACGCUAGAUGAUUGGAAGCGUCUAACCGAGAUGUUCAGCGGAUCUUCCACCAGCGCCGAACGUCGGUUGCAUAAAAUGCUGGCGAAGGACUUUUUGCCGGCGUUGGAAGACAUGUUCAUUCAGAAGGAGAAGGAAGCCGCCUACAAAGCACAGGAGUUGACAAAGAGAGUGUCAGAUCGCUUAGAGAUGAAAAAGUUGAAGAAAAGGCAGGAGAUGGCCGAAAGGUCCCGACGGGAGGCAGAAGAAAGACGACGUUUGGCAGCUUUGCAAGAAGAACGAAGAAAGAAAGAAGAAAGUGAAAGGCGUGAGGCGAGACAUCAAAUGCGGGAGUUGGAGAAAGAAAGGCAUUACAAAGUCAAGCAGCAUGCCGCCGAAGAACGGAAACGUCGCCUCGAACUCUGGCAGAAGCGAAAGGAGGUGCUGGAGGUAGAACGAAAAUCAUCUUCGUCAUCUGACACGAUGAUGGAUGAAAAAGAAUUGAACGAACUGGAUAUUCAACUAGAGUUCGAAGUUAUGUAUGGACAGAUGGAAAAACUCUUAAAUUACGUCAGAAGAGAUGCGGAUGCUUGGCCAUUCAUGGAACCGGUCACAGCGGACAUUGCUCCUGAUUAUCGUGACAUCGUUCAACACCCGAUGGACUUUGAAACGAUGCAACACAAAAUCGAGUCACGGGAUUACACGAAUAAAUGCCAGUUCAUUGAUGAUAUGAACCUUGUUUUUCUGAACUGUCUUCAGUACAACGGCCUGAAAAGUGAAUACACGAAACUUGCGCAAAGGCUCGAACGAGUGUUCCUAAAAGGCUGGAAGAGAUAUUUUCCACCGUCUGAAAUGGUCGAUUCCAAUGCCCGCAUCCAACAAGAACUUUUGGAAUGCCUGUCAAGGCUCGGCGCAUUAGACCGACAAAUCAAGCGAGAACUUCAGGUUAGUUCCCCUCACAAAUAUUUUUUUCCAGGAAGUUUUCUAGCUUACUUUUCUUUGUAUACCGAGGGGGAGGCAAAAGAUGUGCAUUUCGCGUUUGUGCUCAUCGAGUGUAGCUGAAU
Molecule: messenger RNA, 2225 nt
Organism: Soboliphyme baturini
Lineage: Eukaryota; Metazoa; Nematoda; Enoplea; Dioctophymatida; Soboliphymatidae
Source: the annotation of a GenBank genome assembly